Fonsecaea multimorphosa CBS 102226 is the source of this 1116-nucleotide messenger RNA. RefSeq lists its product as uncharacterized. The transcript has a single exon. Gene Ontology annotation, biological process: hypoxanthine salvage; purine ribonucleoside monophosphate biosynthetic process; adenine catabolic process. Gene Ontology annotation, molecular function: adenine deaminase activity. The record is from RefSeq and is a predicted model, not a curated record. Gene Ontology annotation, cellular component: cytosol. Bases 1 to 1116 code for a protein of 371 amino acids. Lineage: Eukaryota; Fungi; Ascomycota; Eurotiomycetes; Chaetothyriales; Herpotrichiellaceae.
AUGGCCUCUUACGAAGACUUCAUGCCGCUAGAUGAGCGCAAAGCACUCCGUGCAGAACUGGCCGCAGGAGACGAUUACCCGUUCAUGCUUGCACUUCCUAAAGUAGAACUACAUCUACACAUCGAGGGAACACUGGUCGCGGAUUUGCGAUGGAGAAUCGCCCAGCGCAACAACCUGACGCUUAUCAACCCGCGUACCAACCAGCCUUACGAAAAUGUGGACCAGCUGGCCGCUAACUACGAAACAUUCACCUUCUUCGAGUCCUACUACGAGGGGUUCAAGGUGCUGUUGACGAAACAGGACUAUUUCGAUCUGGCGAUGAAUUAUUUCGAGAGGGCCGCGGCCAUGAACGUGCGUUAUGUCGAAGUAUUCUUUGACCCACAGGGCCAUACGCAGCGAGGGGUUUCGUGGGAGACGUUUAUGAGUGGGUUCAAGGAGGCCAGUAAAAAGGCAGAGAAAGAGCUGGGUGUCAUGUCCGCGUGGAUUAUGUGUAUCCUCCGCGACGAGUCCCCGGAGUCAGCCAUGGAACACUACGAAGCAGCGCUGAACUACCGCGACAUGAUCAUCGCGCUGGGUCUAGACUCGGUCUCGUACAAGCUGCCGCCGUUACUGUUCGAAAACGUCUGGUCGCGAGCCCGUGCCGAUGGCUAUUUCAAGCUCACCGCCCACUGUGACAGCGGCGCCAAAGAAGACAUCUACCAACACAUCCGCGAAACUGCCUGCCAAAUGGGCGGAUAUGGAGCAGACCGAAUUGACCACGGCUUCGACGCCGCCGACGACCCGGCUCUGAUUGAGAUAAUCAAAGAGCGCGGCUUGGGCUUGACACUCUGUCCGUGUGCGUAUCUACGCCAUUAUCCUGUCGAGGCCGUGUACUCCAAGAUCGCGAUGCUGUACAAGGAGGGCGUCAAGUUCUCGAUUGGUAGCGAUGAUCCGGCAUAUAUGGACGACAACUGGCAGGUCAACAAUAUGCUGCUCGCAAAGCAUAAGUGCGGCCUGAGUGACGAGGAUAUGGUUGUGGUAUGCAAAAAUGCAGUGGACAUGUGUUGGAGCACGAUGGAAGUAAAGAAAGCCAUUUUGGAAGAGAUUGACCAGGUGUGGGAGAAGUAUAGAAAAUAA